GGGUCCCCUCGAAUGGCUCCCAACAUUGCCCUGGACCCACUCGCAGACUCCAGAAAAUUGGGUUCGAGUGCACGAGGCGGCAGAUGAAGCGUCGAGCGCAGAGUCCAUACGUGCGCGAGACUUUCCUCUAGUACUAGGGGUUGGAGAAAGGCUAGAGUUUGCCACUGGCUCAAACCUUGGGCAAGGUAUGGUUGGACCUUCUGGCUAGCAUCGUCGUCUGGUUUUCGCUCCCAGGACAAUUUUUUAUGCGCCGUUGGUAGGAGUCGCCGGCGGAGCCUUCAACAGACUCCAGUUUCCGUGAACGGCUUGCCGCGACCAUCGCGGCGAGAUGGAGCGCGCAGGCCUUCAGCUCGGCGCGCUGCUCUUGCUGAUGUGUCUCGCGUUCUCACGAAUCGACUGCGUUCCCCUCGCCAACUCCCAGGCGCAAGUCCUGCUGGACUGCCAGAGGGAGUGGAACACAACGAUUGAAGGCUGGAAGAUUGGUGGCGACUGCAAUAAUGCGACCAGCGUCACCUGCGAUGCCCAAGGCAUGAUCACCGACAUAACCCUGGAGUACAACAGCUUCAGUGGCACAAUUCCUGCUUCCAUUGGCAAGCUCACAAACCUUCGCACCUUGGAUCUGUUGGAGAACGGUCUGUCUGGGCCGGUACCAUCAACAAUCGGCAAUCUUCUGGCUUUGACCAGCUUAAUCCUUAGUCAAAACAGCUUUUCUGGCUCAAUUCCCGACUCCUUCAUCAAUCUCACCAACCUUGUUUUCUUGAGUUUUUGGCGUAACAAUAUGAGUGGGCCGAUACCAACAACAAUAGGCAAACUUCCAGCGUUGACAAAUUUAAUCCUCAACUACAACAGAUUUACUGGACCGAUUCCCGACUUCAUUAGCGAGCUCACACAGCUUCGUAGCUUGGCUAUUUCAGGCAACCAACUGACUGGCUCAAUACCAGCAAUAUUAAGCAACCUGCGGUAUUUGUUGAACUUCGACCUUGGCUACAACGGCUUUAUCGGCACAAUUCCUGAUUUCAUCAGCGUCUUGACAGAUCUUCAAAGCUUAAAGCUCAUCUCUAACAAUCUGACGGGCCCGAUACCAGAAGCCAUAAGUAAUCUUCGACUGUUGAACAACUUUGAGUUGAGCAAGAACAGAUUCACGGGCUCGAUUCCUGACUUCAUCAGCUUGCUCACGGGUGUGACGGGAUUAUAUUUUCAUACAAACCAGUUAACUGGCCCACUUCCAGCAGGAAUUGGCAGCCUUCCAUUGGUUAAACUAUCCCUUCACAGCAACCGCUUAACUGGCACGAUUCCCGACUCUGUUAGCAAGCUCACCGAUCUUCGAAGCUUAUUGCUUGAUCAGAACAGGCUGACUGGCUUCAUACCACCAGCGCUAAGCAGCCUUGAAUUUUUGACAGCAUUGAGACUUAACCAAAAUGGCUUUUCUGGACACAUUCCAUCUACUAUCGGACGUAUGAGGAGCUUGACCGAGAUGUGAGUAUGGGUAAAAACUAGACAUGAGCAAAACCGGGUAAUUACCUGACCCGGCCCGGUUUUGCACUACCCGCAAUCGGGUCAGGGUCGGGUCGGUCAGGUAGUUACCGGGUAAUCUCUGAAAGUCUGCUACCCGACCCGGCAUUUUAAUACCGGGUAAUUCGGUACCUGUGUGACGGGUCGGAAAUGCCCGACCCGCUUUUAAUUGAAGUCGGGUAUUAUUACCCAGGUACCCCUAGAUUAGACAUGGGCA
Closterium sp. NIES-67 is the source of this 1729-nucleotide messenger RNA. The record is from the annotation of a GenBank genome assembly. NCBI's taxonomy places the organism in Eukaryota, Viridiplantae, Streptophyta, Zygnematophyceae, Desmidiales, Closteriaceae.